Molecule: messenger RNA, 2281 nt
Organism: Gallus gallus (chicken)
Lineage: Eukaryota; Metazoa; Chordata; Aves; Galliformes; Phasianidae
Product: GTPase IMAP family member 1-like
Exons: 1
Coding region: 1113-2135 (340 amino acids)
Molecular function (GO): GTP binding
Source: RefSeq, a predicted model, not a curated record
GGGAGGGGGGAAGGGAGAUGGACCCAGACAAGAGAAACAGCGGCAACGGGCCGAGGGAAGAAAUGCUUAGUUUGCUAAUUACAUUACUGAAACGCAAUUGAAUUGCAAUUGAAGCUAAUAAGUCAAUGAGGGAGAGAGUUUCCCACACCCAAAGCUCUUACGCUGAUGCUGCAGCGGUCGUGGCGGGCAGGGAGGAAAGGAGAGCGUUGCUGUGAGUUUUCAGUUCUGAAACUGAAAACUGAACCUUUGUCUCCCCCUGGGAGAUGGAAAUAACAAAAUAAAGUGUUCUGGGAGUGCUGUGCCUUUCUGGGAGCUGUAGAUCGUUCUUCCGAGCUGCCGCAUCAGCUCUUCAACUCCCAUCGCUGCAUGACGCACUGAACGUGGAAUAACGACGAAAAAAAACAUGAAACCACCGCGGCUGUGCUGCUGCGGGUGGGGCUGAACGCCGCCGGGGGAGCGCGGGCACCGAGGAGCCGCCCCGGCUCGGAGCCGCCCCGGUGCCGGCAGCGCCCUCUGUGCCGCUCCGUGCCCGCGGCCGUCCGCCGCCCCGCUCCCCGUCGGGGUCGGGAAGCGCCCGGCCACCCCGGAGCCCCCGGGAGCUCGGCCCGGGCGCGGGGCGCGGGGCGCGGGCGGGGCCCGCAGGGAGGGCGGCGACCCCCGGGGCUGCGCGGCGCUGCGGGGCGGCGGGGCGCCGCGUCCGUUCGUGCUCGGGGCGGCGGCGGCACGGCGCGGUUCCGCUGCCCGGGACGGCGCGGGGGGAACCGGGCGCGUUGACGGGAGAAGGCGUUUACGGUCUGAGCGAUCUUCGGCCCGGCUGCGGGCGGGGCGGCCGCUCCCCGCAGAGCGAUAGGAACCCCCGGCUGCGCCCCCGGCUGCCCCCGCACGGCCCAUCGCGCCCCGCCCCCGCGGUCGCGCCUGCAAAAGCCGGCCGGGCUCCGGCACCUCCCGCGCUCCUUUCCGCCAGAAGGGGCCGGAGCGGUCGGCGCCGCUUCCCGCGGGCGAACGGCGCCCGAUCCCGGAGCCGCGAGCAGCGGUCGCCCUCUCGGCGCCCCGUCUCGGUCCCCGUGCGGCCCCGGCACAGCUCGGCCUCGGCCGUCCCGCGCGGAGCAGCGAUGCAGAGCGGCCCGGAUCGGGACGACGGCGCGGGGGGCGGCGCCGCGGGCGGCGUCCGGAACGGGACGGGGUCCGCGGGAGCGCGGCGCGGGGCGGGCGGCCCCGGGGGGGCGCGGGAGAACGGAGGGCUGCCGGAGCUGCGGCUGCUGCUCGUCGGGAAGAGCGGCGGCGGGAGGAGCGCGACGGGGAACAGCAUCCUGGGCCGGGCGGCCUUCGAGUCGCGGCUGUCCGCGAGCGCCGUGACGCAGAAGAGCGAGCGGCAGAGCGGCCCGCGGAGGGGUUACGGCGUGCACGUGGUGGACACGCCCGACGCCUUCGACUCGCCGGAGCGCAGCGCCCGGUGCUGCCGCGAGAUCGCCCGCUGCGCGCUGCUGUCGGCGCCGGGGCCGCACGCGCUGCUGCUGGUAACGCAGCUGGGCCGCUUCACGCAGGAGGACGAGGCGGCCGUCCGGCAAGUGUGGCGGCUGUUCGGGCGCGGCGCCGCCGAGCGCACCGUCGUGGUCUUCACGCGCGGGGACGAGCUGAGGGGCGGCUCCCUGCGGCGGCACGUGGAGGACAGCGGCACCGCCGCGCUGCGGGAGCUGCUGCGGGACUGCGGGGGACGGUGCUGCGCCUUCGACAACCGGGCGGCCGGGCCGCGGGGGGAGGACCAGGUCGGGGAGCUGCUGGAGACGGUGCUGCGCGCGCUGCGGGGGGACCUGAGCGCCCACUACCGGGACGAGCUCUACGACCGCGCCGUGCGGCUCCUGGAGCGCCCGGACAUCGACUUCGAGGAGAAAUGCGACCUCCUGGCCGAGGCCGUGGAGCAGCGGCUGCGGGGGCGGUGGCACACGGGGAUCCCGGCGCGGCUGCGGCGCAUCCCGGUCGUGCGGUGGCUGUGCGACACGUGCUGUGCGCGGUGCGCGUGCUUCUGCUGCUGCUUCAUCCUUGCAGCGCUGCUGGCCCUCUGGCGCGUCCUGCACCGUGCGCUCUCGUGCGGCCGGCGGAGAGCUGUCUCGCUGUACAACCGCUUCGUGCAGUAGCCAGCAGGGCUGUGCUGCGCUGCCUUUCCCUGGCAGGCACGCUGCGGUGCUGCCCCACAAAGCGCGCGGCUGCUUUUCCUCCUAACGGCGCUGCAGCCCCGUGCGGGCUGCGCAUCUCGGUGUGAAUGCAGCAUCGCAAAGCGUGA